AUGAGUGUCGGAGAAGCCGGCGCACCCAGCGAGCUGGACAUGAUCAAGGUCUACAUCAAGCUCUCGAUCGACACCGUCUUCCCGGCCGGCCGAGCCAUUGCUGAGCCGACGCAUCCACGGCCACGGGCGAGACGGACGUCUGGUGAGAGCUUGGGAUAUCCCGCGAACCGGCUCGCGCGGUGCGACAUGGGCGAAUCCGCAUCGAGGGCGGAGACGUCUUGUGCAGACCACGCCAGCCAGGCGUGCUUUGGACGAGGAAGAGAAUAG
Molecule: messenger RNA, 267 nt
Organism: Ustilaginoidea virens
Lineage: Eukaryota; Fungi; Ascomycota; Sordariomycetes; Hypocreales; Clavicipitaceae
Exons: 2
Coding region: 1-267 (88 amino acids)
Source: RefSeq, a predicted model, not a curated record